Messenger RNA from Bacidia gigantensis, 234 nucleotides. RefSeq lists its product as uncharacterized. The transcript is spliced from 2 exons. The coding region runs from base 1 to 234 and encodes 77 amino acids. NCBI's taxonomy places the organism in Eukaryota, Fungi, Ascomycota, Lecanoromycetes, Lecanorales, Ramalinaceae. The record is from RefSeq and is a predicted model, not a curated record.
AUGGACAAUUACAGCAUGCUCAGCAACCCCUCUGUCUGGGCCAGUAUGCAGAACCAGCCAGUCAUGCCGCCGCCGCCAGGUCAGAUGCCUGAUUUCAGCAAUCCUGAACGUAAAGCCUACCAGGUAUAUGCGUCUGCUUGUGUCUGUUUACCACUCAUGCUGUUCUUUGGUGCGAUGCGACUCUAUGUCAAGUUUGCGAUCAUAAAGAGUUGGGAGUGGGAUGACGGUAUCUAG